AUGUUGAGGCAUUUCAUGCGGAUUGAUAUCGACAACGAUCUGCUAACGGCAAUGGUAGAAAGAUGGCGCCCCGAAGUGCAUGCCUUCCACUUUCCCGAGGGGGAAAUGACGAUCACCCUCAUAGAUGUUGCCCUCCUCACCGGGCUGCCGGUCACUGGAGAGGCCAUCAUCGGCAACCCAAGUAAACCCGAAGGUGGUUGGGGGCCGUUGAUUCUCGAGCAUUUGGGGUUCAACAUGCCGACCACAACACCCGUUCAAGGGGUUGGGCAUCCACCGCUCAAUGCGGGGCAAGUUUCAAUCCCGUGGCUUGUUGAACACAUCCAACAGGAAGUUAAUUUAGGGCCAGACACCCCCAAAGAUCAGGUGGAGCGAUAUGCACGCGUCUACCUCAUUGGAUUGGUUGGUGGAUUUCUGUUCCCCGACAAGGCAAACUGGUGGAUUCAAGGCAUGUGGGAGCGAAACAAGCUGGAGGUGCGAUGUUCAUACUCAAACUCUAGGCAUGGGAGCAUCUUCCAGUGUUCGCUCCCCGAGACCCGCGGGAAUUUUGGGGUCCAGAUGAUGAGCUACACUUUCUAG
Molecule: messenger RNA, 576 nt
Organism: Linum tenue
Lineage: Eukaryota; Viridiplantae; Streptophyta; Magnoliopsida; Malpighiales; Linaceae
Source: the annotation of a GenBank genome assembly